CCCUGCUUUCUCUUGCUCCCUGCACUAGCAGUCACAACCCCCCUGAGUACUAGUCCCCAGUCUUCCCUCCCAGUGCCUCCCCAAACUCGGAGUUUCUUCCCCCAGGUAAACAACAACUGCAUCAUGGCUUCCACGGGAUCUUCUCCCAGAGGUCCUCGCGGCCAUAAUCGCUCUAGCUCGGCCUCCUUUCGCUCGCUCAGGGAGCUCGCAGUCACUCCAGCUCAGCAAUUCGUCGUGCUCUCGCAGCCUACCUCCCCCGCGAAAUCACACCUCGCGCCAAACACCAGCCCGCGCGGCGGCGCGCUACCUGAACGCGCCACGUGCGGCGAGUCCAGUACUUCAGAUCCGGCGAUUCUGAGUCGGCCAUCAGACUCGGCGCCGGCACGGCAUUCCGAGCGCCGACUAUCCGAGUCAGAUGCCCCAGCAGGUCGUAGCAGCUACGGCCUAUCUCUACAGCAGCUGCAGCACCUCACCGCGCUUACCGCCGCAAAUGACGGCCCGCGCGGCGACACCCUCGCCGCCUUUCCCUACUCCGCCUCUCCCAGCGGCCCCGGCGGAAGCCGCCUUUCCAUGGCGUCGUCCCAGCGGCGGCUGGACUUGUGGAAUCGCGCGCGCGAGCCCACGUUCGGGAACACCCUCGCGCACAUCCGCGCGCAGCAGCGGCUCAAGCGAACGCGGAGCGAGCCAUCGUUGCAAUCACCGGCCCGGGGAGUAGUGGGAGCGGGGGGGAUGGACGAGGGGGAGCUUGGCGGCUCUGCCGGCGAGCGCUCAGGUAGCAGGCGCGCGCAGCGGAGUGCUACCGGCGAGGCCAUCCUCGCAGAGGCCUGGCGGCAGGCCUUCCGCCGAUCUCUCCGCCGGUCGCGGAGCGCGCACGCCCUCGGCGAGAAGGACACGGCGGCGCUCUGGAAAGACGCGAUGACAGCGCUGAUCUGGCGGAGAGGCGGCGCCUUCAUCUACAGACGGCCAGACGGCCCACAGCCGUCAGGAGCGGCAGGGUCGCCGGUAGAUAAUACUGUUGCUAGUAAAAGUCGGAAUCGUACUCCUCCCCCUAGAAGCCCUCGGCCAGUCCAAGGAAGCAACAGGCAGGUGGGACAAGUAGGACAAGCAACGGCAACUGCAAGCAGCCGUGCGUCGUACGCUGUGACGUCGGCCAUCUCUCCCCCCGCGAUCUCGCCACUCUCCUCCCCGCUGACCGCCUCCAGUGGCACGGGCCGUUAUCCUCGCCAUAGGCGCACCCCCUCGUGCCCCGUCGUCCCUGGCGGAGAGGCGCUCUUGGGGGACGGCUAUGAGAAAGCAUUGCCGUCGACAGGCAGGUUGAAUCAAGACUGGCAGCAGCAGGAGCAAGCAGCCAGGGACCCGGUGAAAUCGGUGUUUGCCUGGGCUGCUGAGCAAAGAAUUGCCUCCAGGCGGGCUGAGAGCGCUCAGCAGCACUAGCAGUUCAUGGCUGUGUUGGGCUCUGGUCUGAAUAGUUCAAGUUGCUGGACUUGAAGUGUUAGCAGUUGGUGGAACGGGGCUGUGGAUUGCUCGCACCCUAGAAAAAUGCGGAUUUCUUCAGAGUUGUCUUGUCUCCAACUUUAGUACCUACAUGCGUUGAAAAGGCCAUGUGUAACUCACUUCAUGGCGAAGCGUUAAGAUUGCCAGUAUU
Closterium sp. NIES-67 is the source of this 1645-nucleotide messenger RNA. The record is from the annotation of a GenBank genome assembly. NCBI's taxonomy places the organism in Eukaryota, Viridiplantae, Streptophyta, Zygnematophyceae, Desmidiales, Closteriaceae.